AUGAAAUUUUCUGUUCCCAAAAAUAUUCUUCUCAUGAUAGCAUGUUUCCUACUACUGGACACUCUGAAUCAGGUACAAACGUUAAUGUUUUCCACACUGGCUGAGGUUAUCACUGAAAUGAAUAACCAUACCUUAAUGAACCAUUUUGGAUUAGAACCCACUGAAACCAGACUAGCAAUGAUGAACUCAAUUAUGACAACUACCCAUGAAAUCGGAAAUGCUCUAUCGAUAAUAUUCCUCUUGCCUGUUGCUGAUUACAAAGGAAGAACAUUUGCAGCUAUUCAUCUUCGAUUCGGUAUCACAAUUGCUGUUGCAGUAUGUCAAUUGUUAGCAGCGUGGUUUCAAGCAUCUGAAAUUUACAUUCUCGGACAAUUCAUUCUGGGAUUUACCUUUUGUUUGCGAACAUUUGGAACACAAAUUUUUAUAUUAGAAUGUGCACCGGACAACUGUAGAGGUAAUUUAAAAAUCACUGCACUCAUAUUUUCUUUCGUUUUUGGAAAACUUAUCAUGUUCUCUACGUCGUCUCCAAGUCUUCUUGGAACUUCCAGUUUAUGGUUCAUUUUCCCUCUAUUCGUCAUGAUAAGCUCGGUUGUUGUUUAUAUCUUGCUCCUUCGGUUUCCGGACUCACCAAAAUGGCUUGUCCAACAAAAAAGAGUGGCAGAAGCUAUAGAUGCAAUUCGGUUUUAUCAUGGGGCCGAGUCUAAAAUUUAUGAAACUGUCAAUAAUGUGAUCAAAGAGAAUAGUCUAACCAAAGAAAACAAGCUAUCUUUGAAGCAAGUUUGGGAAAAUGACACGUUAAGACAGUCUUGCCUGAUAAUUCUAGCCAACAUGAUGUUCAUGCAAUUUGACACAAGUUAUGUUCUAUCCAUUUACACUAUCAUGUUCCAUAAUCAAGCUGGAUUCACAACUCAGAUGGCAAUGAACAUCAAUCUCAUAAUCACAAUUGUACUGCUUCCAACGAAAUUCGUUGGCACCAUACUUCUUGAUACGCUUGGAAGACGCCCAACAUUCUUUAUUGCUGGAAUUAUGCAAUACACAAAAUCAAUUUUGAUCUUUGCAACAAGUAUCAUCAUAUUCAUUUCUGGCUCUAGUUUGAUUACUCAGAUCAUGUAUCUUGGUGUUGAGUUUCUAGCGGUGCUGGUUCCAGCGACUGGAGUUAACUCUAUCUUAGUACUUUUUGUAUCAGAACUGUUCCCACCGUCUGCAAGAACGUCUGUCGGCCAGGCUAUGAUGUUUGGUUCGAUGCUGAUCAACACGCCAAUUGUCAGUGUGUUCCCAAUAGUAAACUCAAUUUUCCCGCCAAUUUUCUUCGUACCAUUUGUUAUCACUCAGGUGAUUUUUGGAAUCUACUUAUACAGAAACAUGCCUGAAACUCGUGGACGCGCAGUUUAUGAUAUUAUCGAAUCCAUGGACAAUGAAGUUGGAUCAAGG
This is a messenger RNA of Caenorhabditis briggsae, 1431 nucleotides long. The annotation marks the transcript as partial. Gene Ontology annotation, biological process: monosaccharide transmembrane transport. Gene Ontology annotation, molecular function: hexose transmembrane transporter activity. Gene Ontology annotation, cellular component: membrane. The record is from RefSeq and is a predicted model, not a curated record. The transcript has 13 exons. Lineage: Eukaryota; Metazoa; Nematoda; Chromadorea; Rhabditida; Rhabditidae.